This is a messenger RNA of Bombus huntii, 8124 nucleotides long. RefSeq names its product trehalase. The transcript is spliced from 11 exons. Gene Ontology annotation, biological process: trehalose catabolic process. Lineage: Eukaryota; Metazoa; Arthropoda; Insecta; Hymenoptera; Apidae. Gene Ontology annotation, molecular function: alpha,alpha-trehalase activity. The coding region runs from base 5562 to 7067 and encodes 501 amino acids. The record is from RefSeq and is a predicted model, not a curated record.
AAUAACUAUCGAUGUAAUCGCUGGAAAAUUCUGUACCUUUUAUACAACGUUUCCACGACGAAAAUCUUAGUUCCCUAAUUUUCAAAAUUUCAUUUCAUUCAUUUAUCACGAUUCGUUGAAUAUCUUUUGAAUAUCUUUUCUUGUAUUAGUUAAUUAAUAUCCUCUUUCGGUAUACACGGUAAUAACAUAAGAUGUAGAAGCAUAAUAGGGAAUGUUAAUAGGAAUAAACAGAAAUAUAGAAAAAAUAGAAGUUCGAAAGAGUUCAAUAAGUAUCAUGGAAACGAUACUUCUAUUAGACACAGAGAAAUGGAAGGUAAUAUCAGUGUAUAAAAGAGGUGUAGCAACAAAAUUAUUGGAAAUAUUAGAAGAAAUAGGGUAGCAAAAAGAUACCGAAGAAAAUCUGUUAUUCAGAGGCGACUUUAACGCUAAAAAGAGAGCCCAAUGGGAAGUGCUAUGGAACGGUGAGAAGGAGGAUAGACCAAGGAACUCCAAAGAUAAACACGCGAACGGCCAAGGAGAACAGCUCAUAAGAUUAAUAGACAAGAUGGGUUAAAGCAUCCUCGGUGGUAAUAUAGAGGGUAAUAUUGACCGAGAUCACACCUCUGCCGUGAUAAUGGAUACCUCGGCAAUAGAUUAUGGAAUACCGAAUGAGGCAACGUGGGAAAAGAUAACGUGCAGAAGAGUAGCGUGCAGAAUAGAAUCGUUUUCAUUUAGAAAUAAUUGCGAAGACGUUCAUAGAGAAGAAAAGGGUGGAAGAACAUUUGUCGGUAAACGGAAUCAAGAAAUGCAAGGAAAGAUCAGAAAUAUUAAGAUUCGAGGAAAGUGAGUUUUACAAGAUGAAAUAGCCGAACAAGAAGCAUAUCGAUAUUUAAAUAUCGUUGGACAAACAGCGUAUAAAAUAGUUGUAGGUUAAUUUCGAAUACCUAUAAAACUCAAUAUAUCUCCUCUAUAGAAAAUUGUCUUUCCAACAACUUUUCAAAAUAUUAUAAAGCGAUAGAGCUCGUUAAAUAACGCUGACCAAGAAUCAAAUCCACCAUACGAAUUUCAUGUAAAGAGGAAUGAGCAGAUAGCACAGAGUGUGCAAGAAACAAAUUGCAUUUUCAGAUUUAUCCUCAACGAAAGAAGUGCUGCAAACAAAUGCGCAUCACGAAACUAGAAUGAUAUUUCUGCGGACUCACAUCCAUUCCCACCCUUCAAAACAAUCCCAUUUCCGUUGGAAGAAAAAACAAUGAGAUAGAGAAAACUUAAUCUUGCACAUAAAACUCGACCGCUUGCUCACAUAUGUACAUAUAUAGAAGGAAAAAUUCCCUCACCUCAGUGAGCAGCGGCAAGAAAGCUGCUUUGCAUCGAGUAGAAAUCCAAUUUCGAAGCGGAAAAAACGCCCGGAAUCCGAUUCUGCGAAUAACAGAUCGAUAACGCGACGCCGGAACAAGUAGCAUCUCUCUUUCACUAUUACGUAUCCCACUGAUGGAGGACGAAAGAACCAGUUUUAAUCUGGAAGGGACGGAUCAAGUGUGAUCGACAAAUGUCCGAUGGUGAAAACGUUCACACCAGGUUGGAUUAGCGAGAUUAGUUAAAUUCGGGGUAACAUGUGUCCCUCCUAUCGAGUCCCUGAUCACGAAUGGUAGAUGUAGAAAUCCAAGUUUGAAAGCAUAUGUAACAAGAGUAAAAGUCAAGCAACCAGAGCAACCAUACAAAAAAAUUUGGACAUAGUAUGUAGUAAAAGAUUGAGUUUUUUCAUUCACUAGACAAAUUAUGAGUACUGGGGAAACUUUGAGUUAUCGUUUUCAUAAUUUAAUAAAAAAGGUCGAAUAUAGUUAAAGGUUAAGAUUCUUUUUAUUAAAUAAAUAAAAUGGCAUUAAGAGUACUGGAAAACCUUUUAGUAAUCAUUUUUAUAAUUUUAUAAAAAAAAGGUCGGUUGUAAUUAAAUGUUAAGAUCUUUUUUAUUAAAUAAAAAAAUUGAAAUGAAGAGUAUUGAAAAACUUUUAGUAACCGUCUUUGUAAUUUAAUAGAAAGGGUCCGGCGUAAUUAAAGAUUAAGAUCUUGUUUAUUAAAUAAACAAAUUAGAAUUACGAAUUUGAGGGAACUUCGAAGACUUCGUCGAAGAUACAAGAUUCGUCGAGACUUUCAAACGUCAUUUCGAAAAGUAUCAAAUUUUUCGCCACGUGUGUUCACAUUCGAAACGUUUUAGAGCGAUACGUAUGUGCAUACUGUUAUUUCCGAUAUCGUGUAAAUCGGAAAUAAUGAAUGUAGAUAUGGAAGUUUGGAGAGAUACGUGCCAGGGGUGAAAACCGUGAAAACGAGAUUGCAACUGAUCCAGAUUGCGCCUAGGGACGACAUCGAAGCUGGGGUAUUUGGACUGAACGCGAAUCACGUGUCGCCAGUCAAUGGCAGAAUUCAUGAAGUGUAUCUGUAAACAGUGGGUGAGGGACUGAGGAGAGCUAUCAGGAAGACGAAGAAAGGUGACAAAGGAAUUGUAAGAUCGGACGAAAUAGUAAGGUAGAAAAAAGGAGAGGAGGGAGGAAAAAGAAAAUUCGGAGCGAUAAGUUUACGUAGGCAGCUGGAAAAGCACGCUCGAAUAGCGGAGUCAGGAAGUUCGGAAAUUCCAACAAGGUUUAAGUUACCCGAGAUUUGGCCAAGCUUGACGGGAAUUUUGAUUUCGGCGAGCAAAGGAGGUGGGUUUCUUUUGACUCGACGGAAGCUGCUGGACAGAAGUUUCUCCUAUGCCGAGGGUAAGGAUGGGAUAGAGGUGGAUAAGGAAGGAUAUCUAGUUAAUCAGUAGGAUUUUAAGUUCGGAUAGUUGCAUGGAAAGAUAGGGAUUCUGAAAGCUUCUAAAACAGUAAUUGUGUAUUCUAGAUUCAACAUAGAAUUUGAUAGCGUUUUAUUGUUUAAUUGCCGUUUCGCGUAAUGGCACUAUUUUUCUUUGGAACUUAUAAGUCUCUCAAGAUGUAAUAUUUCAUUCAAUUAAUGAAAAAUAUAUCGAACCAGAAAAGAAUUUUAGUGAAAGCUUAAACUCAGGAAAAAGUGAAAUCACAUGCCAGAGACGUAAUUAUAGUACGAAGUGCUAAUUGUGAAUUUAUUGGUUGUCAGUUUGCAAUAUUAUAACAUACAGUUUCACCUAAUAAUUCGGUCUAGUGUGACCGAAUAAUUGCGGGUUGAAAUUACAACUGAAAUGUCGGUAAUUAAUUAAUUUAAAUGAGGUAACAAGCGGAAUAAUUCAUGUCAAAUUGAAAUUCAUUAACGAAAUAUCCUUCUUGCCGCAGAAAUGGUUAAUUUACAAAUGUGGAUUCGUUUCAAAAUUCCCAAAGGUAUAGAUCCGAAUUUGCCUUAAGCCACGAGGCAAAAAUCAUAUGAUAAUGUGAGGUCCGCGCGGUCUUCUUUGUCGAUUAAUUCAUCGAACUUCUUGAAUGCGCUUUAAACUUUUGGAAUUUGUCGAUCUCGGUGAUUUGUCCUCAAUUCUCGUUGCACAGCUUUUAACACCAGAAUCACGUCUUAGAAAUUCUUGAAUAAUUGCCAGCUGCUUCAAUUCCGUAUAAGAAAUUAGAAUUUAAAGGAAUGUGCCGAGGAGCCGCGAGUGUCAUAAGUAUGUAAACUUCUAACGAAGAUCUAGCAAUAGCAGGAAAUGCUGUAUGCGUGUGUAUAUGCUCUGCUUCGAAACUUUAAAGAGCAAAAAUAGAAGUAUGAAGAAUCGGAUAAUGAAUAUCGGAGUGCAAUGCCGAAAUUACGAUUCUUAUAAAAAAAAAAGCUAAAACGCACGCGUUUUAUUACAUGAGUUAACUGACAAGAAAGGAUAUUUUUUCGCAGUGUGCUAAUUUUAAAGUUUCAUGAUGGAAUGUAGUCAUAGAAAUUCUAGGGGAAUGGUGAUCGCUUAGAUGAAAGCACAAAAGAAAUAUCUGAUUGACAGAAGCUGUUCGUAAAACACGGAAUCGAGUUAAAGACCUAAGCUUAGGCUCAAGGCAAGCGAGCCAAGUUAGUUUUAUGUUUCUUCCGGAGGUAGUAAAGCGUAGAGAGAUACGAAGAUUGUUGUUUGACAAGUUUGAUUCUAUUGCUAUGAUUCGAAUGCUAUCAUAUGAAACGAAGAAUGUAACUCAGAAUAAAAAAGUUCCUUAUAUUUAGUUUUGAAAUUUCAUAUAUAUAGAUAAUUUUUCCAAUGAAACUUUCUGCACUUUUAAAAAGUGAAUACCUACAGUAAAGUUUUUUAAACUUCAUUCUUUCAAUUUUAAUUAAACGCUUUAAAAGGUCGUAUCCUUUUUACAUCGAAACUCUUCCACCGAAGUUUUUUUCGUCUUUCUUUCAUUUGACUUUAUUGAAAUAUUCUAUGAAAUUAAAAAUCAAUCAAUCGUACAGUCAUAAGCUUCGUUAAAGAAUUUAUCGUCAAGAGAACAUUCAUUAAUGCAGAAUCCCAAAACACCAAUUGCCAACGCCCAGCUCGAUCGUACCAUUUUUCUAUCAGGUUUUAAUUGUACUUCCCAUAGAGAGAAUUCAUUGGGAAUUUAUGAAUACGAUUCCUUGCAGGCAAUAAAGUUCCUGGAGAUUCCGUUACAACGCGUAAAAUAUAAUACAUUUGAUGAAAUACUGAAGAAAAUACCAAUAACUUCUUCAAUUUUCUCUUAUAACACAGAACUUUUUCAAAAGUGUAGAACGUUGUCAAAAUUGACUAAAGGGUGUGCGAUAUUCUUCAAACUUCUCCCAAUAAAAUGUUUCUAAUCAUGUAACUAGUAUGAGUAGAAAACUUUUAAUCCUUGAAGAUAUAUUAACAAGAUAUAUUUGAACUUUUGUUCGUAUAAGUUGAUAUUAUGAAAGGGCAUUGGAAAUAUUAAGUAAAAUGAAUUUUUAUUCAAAUAUUUCACUUCUAAAAAAUACGUAUAAUAUAAUUUAUUGAAGGAUUAAACUGAAUACUUGAAAUUUAUAUUUCCGAAAUAGCCAAAAUUUUAGUUUUUCUACAGUUUUAGUUUUCAUAUCGCAUGUUUAUUAGAAAAUAUAAAAAAUUUUUUUAUAUUGCUUCCUAUAAAGUUCCACUCGUAUUGUUAUAACGGCAUAUUUCCAUUUUUCCGCUGCCUCGGGAAAUUCCAAUUCUUUUUAAAAUAUUGUAUCAAUCACGCUUGUGUUUCAGAAAUGGGAUUGUAAAAUAUGGUAAUAAUAAAAUAUUUUUACAGAAUAUUACAGUAACGCAGAAUAGACGAUUUGGUUUGCCAGGUUGGCACGAAAUCCAGUACGGCUUCCGGAAGGGACGCUCGACGAUUGACGUGGUCAGACGCGUGCGGGCACUCGCGGAGGACAUGGUUUCUCGGGACGGCGUGGCACUGGCGGUCUCUCUGGAUAUCGUCAAUGCGUUCAACUUCAUGCCGUAGGACAGGAUAGUGGCGGCCCUGGAGCACUUCGAGGUUCCCAGCUACCUCGUUCGGCUGAUCCGAGCCUACCUCGACGACAGUGAGAUCUAUUGUACCGGAGAACUACUGAAAACUGUGCAGCUAUCUAAUAUCUACAGCGACAGUAAGACAUUCGUCGAUCUUCAACAGAUAAACGACCCUGAAAUAACUCUCGCCAACUUCUACGAGUUGAUGAAAGAAACAAACAACAAACCGACUAAAAGCCAGCUGACUCAGUAUGUUAAUGAAAAUUUCGUCGCGUCGAACGAGCUAGUAAACUGGACACUGUCAGACUGGACGAAUAAUCCCUCGAUCUUGCAACGCAUCCAAGAACCCAAGUACUACGAGUGGGUGAAAGAUCUGAACGAAAUUUGGAAGAAAUUGGCGAGGAAGGUGAAUCCUGAAGUUGCCAGGCAGCCGGAUAGGCAUAGUCUGAUUUACGUGCCCAAUGGUUUAAUAAUUCCUGGUGGUCGUUUCAAAGAGUUUUACUAUUGGGACAGUUACUGGGUGAUUGAAGGGCUACUGUUAUCCGACAUGUAUCAAACUGCCAGGGGAAUGAUAGACAAUUUCUUAUACAUGGUGCAGAAAUAUGGGUUCAUACCCAACGGUGGUAGAAUUUAUUACCUCAUGAGGAGCCAACCACCCCUAAUACAUCUCAUGGUAUCAAAAUACUUGGACUUUACUGGGGACUACGAUUAUCUGCGCAAAGUUAUACCGACCUUGGAAAGUGAGUUUGCUUUCUGGCAACAGAAAAGGAUGAUCGACGUAAAAAAAAACGGGAGAACGUACAAAAUGGGACACUAUGCCGUCAACAGCACGAGACCUCGACCGGAAAGUUACAGGGAAGACUACGAACAGGCGCAACUACUGCCCGAAAAGUCUCGGGAUUUCUUCUACAACAAUAUAAAAGCAGGCGCCGAAAGUGGCUGGGACUUCUCCAACAGGUGGUGUAUAGCGGACAACAAUAACAGAACGCUCAGUUUACUGAAUAUCUCUACGCAGCACAUUAUACCUGUCGACCUUAAUGCGAUUCUGCAACAAAACGCCCGGCUCCUCGGCGAAUUUCACAGUCUGCUUGGAAACAAUGCGAAAUCCCAGUAUUAUCAUAAAGUAGCGUCGCAACUCCAAAUGGCUAUCGACAAUGUUCUAUGGAACGAAGAAGAAGGAACAUGGCUGGACUACGACAUGAAGAACGCGAAACCUAGGCACGCGUUUUAUCCGUCGAAUCUUGCGCCACUCUACACUCGAAGUUACAAUCGCUUACAACGCGAGCGCUACGCGUUAUCCAUUGUGAAAUAUCUCAAGACACAGAAUAUCGACACUUUCUUGGGAGGUACACCCACAUCAUUAAAUUACACGGGAGAACAAUGGGAUUUUCCGAACGCGUGGCCACCGUUACAAUCAUUUAUUGUAAUGGGUCUCUACUGGACAGGGGUUGAGGAAGCGGUGAACUUCGCCCACGAAUUGGCAUUUAGAUGGCUUGGCUCCAAUUACGCUGGCUACGUAGAAUAUAAGGAAAUGUUUGAGAAGUACGACUCGCUCACGCCGGGGAAAAGUGGCGGCGGAGGGGAGUACGACGUGCAGUCUGGCUUCGGAUGGACUAACGGCGUGGUCUUGGAAUUCCUUAAUACCUUCCCGAACAUCAAGGUGAAGGAGAUUAGCUACAUCAACGACAUAAACACAGAAAUCAGACAAUAGCAGGUUUCAUUGGUGAUGGUACAACGCGUAUUUUCCAACGAAUCUAGUCUACACGGAAAAACAGGGCAGCGCGUUUUAUAAAAACCCACCGUUUGUUCCAUGUGAAUCAACGUGUAUAUUUUUUUAAGAAAAUUUGCCUUCGCCGUUCACGGAUCGUUUCUUUUUUAACUAUCAUUUUCGUUAAUGUUAACGAUAGUUACAAUGACGACAGUUUUAUCUUGGACCAAACCCACAGAAGAAGAUUUUACAUGAAACGUUUGUACAAUACUAGCUGAGAUAUAAUAUUAUUAUACGUGUAACGAAAGAAAACUUAACCGACACUAGUUAAUUUAUUGUUUAGUAUUUUUAAUCGUUGAAAUUUCGUCCAUCAAGAGUGUUUUAUAGAGUUUAAAUAAUUGUUAAUGAUCGAAUAGAAUAAUUUAGAAAUGUCGCUCAUAAGGAAUAUUAGAGUUUGCUAAAUUUAUAUCAGUCAAAUAUUCACAUAAAAUUUGCGAAAAUUAUUUUUCAGUACAAUCUAAGGAUAUCAUGUAUCAAGGUAAUAAGAAUUAUCUCGAUGUCAACGAUAUUGAAUGUCAAUUAUAUUUUUAAUGGACCUUGAUAAAUCGUGUACAUCGUGUAUGCGAAAUGUGGGCACAGAAGGUAUAGCAAUUACGUAUGAAACUCGUCAGUAUUCUAAUUUAGCCCUAGCUUUAACGAUAGUAGUGUGUGUUAGAGAACUAUAAUUGCAUGCAUCUUUGUUCGUUUCUCGUGCAGGAUGACACUGGCGACAGAACUCCGAUACCUUAAGUUUUUCGUAUAUGUAUUCUCACAAAAUGUAUCGCUUUUUAGACAAUCGUGUAUAAGCUAUUGACCUAAUUCAGGAUUGAUAAUCGCCUUAAUCGUCUUUAUCAGGAUUGAUAAAGCCAAAAAAUCAGGGAAGAUCGUUUCAGAGACAAUAAUAUGUAUAUAUAUAUAUUUAAUACAACAUCGAUAAGAAGUUGUUUCCAGUAGAACAGAAACAAUAAGGAAAUUGCAUGUGCAUAAAAAUGUAAAAAAAUAAAAGAUCGAUAAGAAAGAA